Trichoplax adhaerens is the source of this 882-nucleotide messenger RNA. RefSeq lists its product as uncharacterized. Gene Ontology annotation, biological process: protein phosphorylation. The transcript is spliced from 8 exons. Gene Ontology annotation, molecular function: protein kinase activity; ATP binding. The coding region runs from base 1 to 882 and encodes 293 amino acids. NCBI's taxonomy places the organism in Eukaryota, Metazoa, Placozoa, Uniplacotomia, Trichoplacea, Trichoplacidae. The record is from RefSeq and is a predicted model, not a curated record.
AUGGGAGGUAUUUGUUCGUGCCGUAAGAAUGAGGAGCAACUACUGAGGGCGGAGUCUUACCUUGGAAACCCCAAUCUUGAGAUACAAGCUGAGGAUAUAAAAAUGGCAACAAAUAAUUUCUCGGCUGAGAAUAGAAUUGGUGCAGGCGCCUUUGGUGAAGUUUAUCAAGCUGAUCUGCACUCAUUUGGCGUUGUUGCGGUUAAACGAAUUAAGCAAAAAUUUUUGCAUACCGGCUUGGUUGUUGAUGGCCACUUUUGCAUGGUGAUGGAGUUUAUGAUCAAUGGCAGUUUAAGAUCAAGAUUGCAAGCGAAGGAUGAAAAUCUGAAUUAUUUAGUCAGAUUACGAAUUUGUAGAGGCAUAGCCAAUGGAAUCAAUUAUCUCCAUUCAGCAUUUAGGACAUAUCUUGUGCAUAGGGACAUUAAGAGUGAUAACGUAUUGCUUUCGGAAGAUUACACUCCUAAAAUAUGUGAUUUUGGCCUAGUAAAAAUUUUCUCUUCAAAAAGGAAUAAUAAUGUUAAUAGUGCUGCCAUGACUGAAAAUAUAUGCGGAACUCAAGCUUACUUACCCCCAGAAGCAUUUGAUGGAAUAAUAUCACGGCGUCUUGAUGUGUAUAGUUAUGGAACUGUAUUACUGGAGAUUAUAUCAGGGAAAUCACCGCUCUUUAGUAAUAAAGAAGGAAUUCCAUAUUUGGCCAACUGGCCUAAAGAUUAUACAAAGGAAUUAAUGAAGCUAGCCAAUUGGUGUCUAAGACAUAAAUAUGAAGAUCGACCAUAUAUGAAGGAGGUUAGUAGGGAGACUAUCCAAGCGGUGCAAAUAGCUUCCGAAGUGUGGCAAUUAAUUAAAUAUUGUGUCAUCAAUGAUUUACUUUUAUCGAGUAAUUAA